Meriones unguiculatus (Mongolian gerbil) is the source of this 927-nucleotide messenger RNA. RefSeq names its product olfactory receptor 5B3-like. The record is from RefSeq and is a predicted model, not a curated record. The coding region runs from base 4 to 927 and encodes 307 amino acids. Gene Ontology annotation, molecular function: odorant binding; G protein-coupled receptor activity; olfactory receptor activity. Lineage: Eukaryota; Metazoa; Chordata; Mammalia; Rodentia; Muridae. The transcript has a single exon. Gene Ontology annotation, biological process: G protein-coupled receptor signaling pathway; sensory perception of smell. Gene Ontology annotation, cellular component: membrane.
UUAAUGGAGAACAGGACAGAAGUGACAUGGUUUAUCCUGCUGGGACUCACCAAUGACCCACGUCUGCAGCUUCCUCUCUUCAUCAUCUUCCUCCUCAUCUACACCAUCACCCUAGUGGGGAACCUGGGGAUGUUCAUGUUGAUUCUCUUGGACUCUCGGCUUCACACCCCCAUGUACGUUUUCCUGAGUAAUCUGUCCUUGGUGGACUUUUGUUACUCUUCAACAGUCACUCCCAAGGUCAUAGCUGGAUUCCUUACAGGAGACAAGAUUAUGUCUUACAAUGCUUGUGCCUCCCAAAUGUUCUUUUUUGCAAACUUUGCCAAUGUGGAAAACUACCUUUUGGUUUCAAUGGCCUAUGAUCGCUAUGCAGCAGUGUGUAAGCCUUUACACUAUGCCACCACCAUGACAACACGUGUGUGUGCGUGUCUAGUCAUUGGCUGCUAUAUCUGUGGUUUCCUGAAUGCUUUUAUCUAUACUAUGGAUGCAUUAAGUCUUUCCUUCUGUGAGUCCAAUGUGGUCCAUCAUUUUUUCUGUGAUGUUUUAGCAGUCAUGAUUGUAUCUUGCUCUGAUAGACAUGUUAAUGAACUGGUUCUUAUUUAUGUAGCCACCUUCAAUAUCUUUUUUGCUCUUAUACUCAUCUUAAUAUCCUACACAUUCAUUUUUACCAACAUACUAAAGAUGCACUCAGCUUCAGGAUAUCGUAAAGCUCUCUCUACCUGUGCCUCGCACUUCACUGCAGUGUCUAUUUUCUAUGGGACAGUCAUAUUCAUGUACCUGCAGCCCAGCUCCAGUCACUCCAUGGACAUUGACAAAAUCGCAUCUGUUUUCUACACCAUGGUCAUUCCCAUGUUGAACCCUCUGGUCUACAGCCUGAGGAAUAAGGAUGUGAAGAGUGCAUUCACAAAGAUUGUGUUGAGGUCAAGAUAA